CCAAUCGGUAAUCAUCAUCCUCAACUUAAUCAAGAGAUACCAUUAUUAUCAUUAAAACAUAACAAUCAUGUCUUUCCUACCUAAUCAAUCUCAAGAACCAUUUUAUUAUCCAGUAAGACCUAACAGUCAUUUUACUUCAUCGUCUCAACAUUCACAUCAACAUCAACAACAACAACAGUACAGAGAUGAACAUGAGAUGACUUCAGUUAGAAAUCCUAAUCAAGCCAAUUCAUCAAAUAAGAAUAAGAAAAAACCAACCCAACAACAUGCCUUUGGUGAUGAUAGUGAUGAUGAAGACGAACAAGCGCCGAAGAAUGAUUCUGAUAGUGAUGAAGAUGAUGGUCAAGGGUUUGGGGUUUAUAAAGAUAAUCAAGAAUCCGAUAAACGUUACAAGAAUGCCAACAUUAAUUCAAACGUAUAUAGAGACGAUCCAUACGCACAAAAUCGGAACGAUCCUAAUGCAUAUUUGAAUUCACCGUCAACUACUGUAGGAGGAGGGACUCCAAAUUAUUUACAAUCAGGUGAAUCCAGUAGUUUAAAAAGACCAAUGGAAUAUAAAAAAUCAGAUUUAGUUCAAAUGCCUGCACUUGGAUCUGAUUGGGCACCAGAUGAAGGUAGAAAUGAUAAAGAUUGGGAAGGUAAACCUCAAAUGAUUGAUAAACCUAAAUGGGCUCAUCGAAAAAACGAGAUGGCAAAUGCUCAAGCUGGUGUAAGACAUUCGAUUCGUGAAUGGUUGGCUGGUCGAAAUAAAGCUUGUGGUUGGUUUGGUAGGAUCCAAGGACUUGUUUUACUUGUGAUCCUUUUGAUAGCAUUGGCUCUCAUGCUCUACUUUUUCAUCCCAAGAGUUCCAACUUUAGCGUACAACAAUCAACAAUUAAUGGUGGGAGAUAAUUCAACAGCAAGUUUUAAGAGAUUAGAUCCGAUUGGAUUCUCGUUUGAUGCUAAGAUCAAUUUAGCGUUUAAUGCCAAAAAUUCUUAUCUUGGUCCAAAGGUUUCUAACUUAGUAGUGAUUGUUGAAGAUUUGAGUACCGCUGGUGCUAUUGAGGUUGGGAGAGGAAAUUCAGAUCAUGAUGUGAUUUCCCUCAAAACUAAAGAUUAUACACCUUUUACAGCUACUGUUCAUUUCAAAUAUGGUGCAAGUGCGAUCACCGAUUCGAUUUGGUCAAGUUAUUAUACAGCUUGUGGUCAUAUGUGGCCAGGAAAUAGUACAAGACCUACUUUGAAUCUAGCUAUUGGAGUUUCAUAUAAAGUUUCUGGAAUUUCUGGAGAACAAUUUGAAUCGACUGUCUUAAAUUCAAUUGGCUGUCCUGUUGAAUUACCUGCUAAUGCUGCUUGAUUUAAUUUCAGAAUCUAUCAUAUUGGGAUUCAAGGAUAAGAUACAUGGUUUCCUCUUUUUUUGGCAAUGUUUUUUUUUGGUUUUGUAUUAGAAAUUGAAGGAAUAUUCAAACGAGAUAACAUUAUGGUGGACAGUUAUUUUAUGGUGGAUGGUUAUCUUUUAAUAUUUGAUUGAUUUUUCUUUAUCACCAUGGAUUUUUUUCUUACAAAAAGAUCAAUUAAAUUUAUUAAAUUUUGACCAAUUGUUAUUUCCUAUUUUAAUUUUCUCCAUUUUCUUUAUUGUACUAAUUAUUAUCUGUUCAGCAUUUUUAAUAAUUUGAUUCAUUUAAAAAACUUGAUGAUAGAUAAUGGUUUGAUUGUCAUUGUUUAUGAACUUGGAGGUCUCAAUUUCAAUGAUUCUUUCUU
This is a messenger RNA of Melampsora larici-populina 98AG31, 1740 nucleotides long. RefSeq lists its product as uncharacterized. The coding region runs from base 68 to 1336 and encodes 422 amino acids. Lineage: Eukaryota; Fungi; Basidiomycota; Pucciniomycetes; Pucciniales; Melampsoraceae. The record is from RefSeq and is a predicted model, not a curated record. The transcript has 4 exons.